Molecule: messenger RNA, 1285 nt
Organism: Chilo suppressalis (striped riceborer)
Lineage: Eukaryota; Metazoa; Arthropoda; Insecta; Lepidoptera; Crambidae
Source: the annotation of a GenBank genome assembly
AUCAACUAUAACUUAUUUACAUCAGUGAAUUUGUGCCAGUUAAACGUCUUACCGAUACCCUAUUUAAAAGUGAUAAAACAGUGAAGGUCAUACUGUGCUUAUUAAAAGUUAAAUAUUUGAGUUAAAAUGGUUCAAACUAAAAAAGUUCUUGCCAUCUACACAGGGGGAACAUUUGGAAUGUUGAAAAAUGAAAAAGGAGUGCUGGUACCACAAAAAAACAUAGAACAAGUCAUUCGUAAGUUGCCACAGCUGCAUGACGAUGAAUAUUGGAAGCAGCAUCUGGCAGGGACAGAUAUGAAGGAGUACCUAGCUUUGCCUGAUGGAAAGGAUACAGAACUGAAAGUGUUAUACAAAAUUCACGAGUAUGAUGAACUCAAGGACUCUUCAGACUUCACUCUUGACGAUUGGAUAAAAAUGGCACGUGACGUUAAGAGGUUCUACCAUGACUACGAUGGAUUCGUGCUCCUCCACGGCACAGACACAACAGCUUAUGGCGGUUCCGUCUUAUCCUUCAUGCUGGAGACAGUAGGCAAAACUGUAGUACUCACAGGAGCACAGGUGCCGAUCUUCCAACCCAGAAGCGACGGUAACAACAAUUUCCUCUGUGCACUACUGAUAGCCGCCACCCAACGCAUUCCAGAGGUCACAGUAUUCUUCGGAGCGAAGUUGUUCAGAGGCACAAGAGUAAAGAAGGUCUCCAACACUAGAAUCUAUGCGUUCGACUCGCCAAACUUCCCACCGCUACUCGAAGCGAAAACUACUUUAGAAGUGGACCCUAAAAUGUUGAUCCAUCCAGUGGGCUCUGUCCCAAAUGUGUGCAGAGUGCAUGACAAGCUCUCAACAAAAGUAUACGUGUUGAAAGUAGCUCCCACAAUCACUCCAGAGAUCAUCAGGGCAGCUUGCGAGGGAAUGGAAGGUUUAGUUUUAGAAACUUACGGAAACGGAAACAUUCCAAUCAAGAGGAAAGAGAUAUACAAGGAAAUCGAGAGGGCCGUGAAGAACAAGAUACUCGUUGUGAAUGUCACACAGUGCAUCAACGGGACCGUUUUAGGCAAACCGUUGUACGAGACGGGCCUGUUGUUAUUGGAAUGCGGUGUGGUACCUGCAUUCGACAUGACCUCAGAGGCGACGUGGGCGAAAUUGUCAUAUGUGCUUAGCAAGACUGAACUCAGCUACGAACAGAAAGUGGAGCUUAUGAAGACCAACAUACGCGGAGAACUGUAUAAUCCGAAUCACGACAAGAAUUAGAUAGUACUUUUUAGUUUUAACUAAUAUAAUAAUUGAG